AUCAGAAGAUUCAACAACAGGAAGAUGGAUAACACCGCUGAACAUCCAAGGAUAUUGAUACCAGAACUAUGUAAACAAUUCUAUAGCUUGGGAUGGGUCACUGGUACAGGUGGAGGAAUCAGUAUAAAGCAUGACAAGGAAAUCUAUAUAGCAGCAUCAGGUGUACAGAAGGAGCGAAUAAUAGGUGAGGAUAUCUUUGUGAUGGACGAGAAUGAGAACGAGUUGUCUGCACCACCAUUGUACAAGAAUCUGAGACCUAGUCAGUGCACUCCAUUGUUCUUCAAUGCCUACCGUAUGAGAGGUGCUGGUGCUGUCAUCCAUACACACUCUCAGCAUGCAGUCAUGGUCACACUGCUCUACGACAAGGAGUUUGUCAUCACACAUCAAGAGAUGAUCAAGGGCAUCGUCAGAGGUCAUGGACCAGAUGCCAAGUAUCUGCAGUACCACGACCGAUUGGUCGUACCAAUCAUUGAGAACACGCCACACGAGAGAGAUCUCAAGCAGCGAAUGGCACGUGCCAUGGAGGCCUAUCCAGAGGCCUCGGCAGUGUUGGUGCGUAGACAUGGCGUCUAUGUAUGGGGUGCUGACUGGGUCAAGGCAAAGACCAUGACCGAGUGCUUUGACUAUCUCUUUGAGAUUGCUGUCAAGAUGAAGCAACAUGGAAUCAACCCAGCACUAGAACCAGUUCAGAAUAAAGAGUGUUGCUACGACUGCUAG
Messenger RNA from Acytostelium subglobosum LB1, 717 nucleotides. RefSeq lists its product as hypothetical. NCBI's taxonomy places the organism in Eukaryota, Evosea, Eumycetozoa, Acytosteliales, Acytosteliaceae. Gene Ontology annotation, cellular component: cytoplasm. Gene Ontology annotation, molecular function: methylthioribulose 1-phosphate dehydratase activity; metal ion binding. The transcript is spliced from 2 exons. The annotation marks the transcript as partial. The record is from RefSeq and is a predicted model, not a curated record.